Messenger RNA from Apis dorsata (giant honeybee), 1639 nucleotides. RefSeq names its product putative E3 ubiquitin-protein ligase UBR7. The record is from RefSeq and is a predicted model, not a curated record. Gene Ontology annotation, molecular function: ubiquitin protein ligase activity; zinc ion binding. NCBI's taxonomy places the organism in Eukaryota, Metazoa, Arthropoda, Insecta, Hymenoptera, Apidae. The transcript is spliced from 7 exons. Gene Ontology annotation, cellular component: cytoplasm. The coding region runs from base 315 to 1394 and encodes 359 amino acids.
AGCGCUAUCAUCGCAAUAGUGAUUAAAUUGUAGGAGCUGAACGGAAGGAGUCGCGCAAAACAACACGGAACGUUACGAGACGUGGUUUAGUGUUAUUUCGUUGGGAACAUUAUUUUUUUGAAUUUUUGUCGUUUUAGAAAUGUAAAUAAAGCAUAAUUAAUAAUAUUAAUUUGAAAAGUAUUUUAAUUGAACAGAGAUUGAUUAAAAGAAAAAAAAGUGAGGUUAAUAACCUUAAUUUCAAAUUUUUAAUAAUAUAUUAAAUAGAUUCAAAUUAAAUUAGCUUACUAUUAGGUGUGGGAUAUAAAUUAAACAAAAUGUCUGAAAAUGUUGAGGAAGUUAUCGAAGAAGAAAAUUCAGUUACAAUGUUAGAUGUACUUCGAGAAGAGAAUCAAUUAGAAGAAGAUGCGUAUGCGGUUUUGGGUGCAUCUGAUGACAAAAAUUGUACUUAUAGCAAGGGUUAUACACGACAAGCUCUUUAUGCAUGCAAAACUUGUUGUCAGAAAUCAAUGCGAGCAGCAAUAUGUCUUGCUUGUAGUUUUCAUUGUCACGAAGGUCAUGAACUUAUUGAAUUAUAUACUAAAAGACAUUUUAGAUGUGAUUGUGGCAAUUCAAAGUUUGGGGAGAAAAAGUGUAAUCUAGAUGCUUCAAAGGAUUCAAUAAAUUCUGAAAAUCAAUAUAACCAUAACUUUGAUGGUCUUUAUUGUAUUUGUGAAAGACCAUAUCCAGAUCCAGAUGAUACUGUCAAUGAUGAAAUGUUACAAUGUAUAAUCUGUGAGGACUGGUAUCAUUCAAAGCACUUAGAAUGCGAAAAGGAAAUGCCAGCAGAUGCUGCAUAUGAUGAAAUGAUUUGUGCUGGUUGUAUGAGACAGAAUGAUUUUCUUUGGAAUUAUGCCAAAAAAUAUACAGUGACAGAUGGUUCUAAUGGGGAUAAAGAAGAUGAUGAAUCAAUCAAUGUUGAAAAUCAAUUGAAAGAAUGUACAAUGCCAAGGAAUAAUACUGCAAAAAGAAUACCAUCACAAGGAAGUUGUUUUUGGAUAGAAGGAUGGAGAGCCGCUCUAUGUACUUGUAAAACAUGCAAAGAACUUUACCGAGAGAAAAAUAUUGCGUUUCUUCUUGAUCCAACGGAUAGCGUACAUGCUUACGAGGAAGCUGGUAAAAUUAAUAGCCGAGAAUCACAAUAUGAAAAGGGUAUGAAAGCCCUUGCUUCUUUAGGUCAUGUCGAACAAAUGACGGCUAUCGAAGAAUACAAUAAUAUGAAGGAACGAUUGAAACGAUAUUUGCAAAAAUUUGCUGAAAAUAAAAAAGUCGUACGAGAAGAAGAUAUAAAGGAAUUUUUCUCAGAAAUGGAAUCGAAGAAACGACCAAAAGUUGUGAUACCUACAUAUUGCCGUUGAAAUGUAUUAAUUGAAUAUUAUGGAAAUUUUUCGUUUCUAAUAGAAACAAAAAGUCGAUGUAUUGCAAACACUAUUACAAGUAAUAUGUUCUACUUUUAUAUAUUUCGUUUAUUGCAAAGCUUAGUUGCGUGAUACUAAAUUAUUUUGGAUGUAAUUCUAUAUUGAAGUUUAAAUGUAACUUCCAAUAAAUCAUAACCUUUUUUCGAUAUGAAAAAACAAAAAAGAAAAAGGAAAAUGGAAGGCAA